Molecule: messenger RNA, 2292 nt
Organism: Ustilago hordei
Lineage: Eukaryota; Fungi; Basidiomycota; Ustilaginomycetes; Ustilaginales; Ustilaginaceae
Exons: 1
Coding region: 1-2292 (763 amino acids)
Source: RefSeq, a predicted model, not a curated record
AUGCCGUCGAGGGCGCCUUCAAUAGGCGCGCGCUGCUGUCUUUGCAUUCGUUCGCAAAGAUCAGCAAGGCUCAGCUGGCAAUCCAGCUGUGUUCCAGCAAGGCGUACUCUGGUAACGGCUGCUCCAACAACAACGUCUCUGCUUUGUAAUGGCGUCACACCUUGCGCUCGCGAGGGCUUUCAUACGGCUUCUACACAUCGACAAGCAGUCGAGGUCGCAAAUUCCACGCAAUCAUCCCACUCGCCGACUGCACUCGAAGCAGAGAGCAUUCCCGACAUCGCAAGACGCGCUCAGAGCAUCGCCGACCCGAACCAACGGAUCCUGACAGCAGAAUGGACGAACAGAGUGGAGCUUCUCAAUCGAAAAGCACAGAAUUUUGGUGCCAUCAGCGAAGGCGAUCGUGUUUCCACACGCAUAGUGUUGGUUGGAUCGUCACUCAGUCAGACGCAGCAGCUCUUGACUGCCAUGGUCGACGAGCCGCUUCGUGAAAUCAGCGAAGGCAGAUCCAACGAAGCGGAAGCAAUCGUGUCCGCUCUGGCAAGCCUGCCUCCUUCCACUCCUUUCACCAUCAAGUACAAUCCCGGCCCCUUCCAGCUCCUGAGCAAUAACACCGCUGCUUUGGAUCGUCACUGGCUUCAGCAAUCAAAUCUCGAGAUCACUGUCUUGCUUGACCCUACGGCCUCCGCCGAAUCUACCUAUGACCUGAUCUACGACAGCGAAGCCGUCAUCUUUGUCACCGACGAUUAUGCCCUCAGUCAGUCUGCACGCCGACCACGCAACGCAGAUGAGAGAGGCAACACCAUCUAUGAGCUUCUCUCUCGCUUUGCAGCCAAGCCCCAUAUUUACCUAGCUGUCAAUUCGAUCCUCGGAUUGGAUCGCUUGCAAAUCCUCGAUGGGCUCGAGUCUGCCACUGGUGCGUCUGUGGCUGAUCUCGUAGCACCGCACUUGGUUCCCGUUCGCAUCUCGGACGCGUUAGCUGCCAACUCUGCUCUUCGACAAGCGCUUGACAAACAGGAGCCGCAAACGCCCUCACAUUCCAACUUGAGCCCCACCUCCACCGGCUACUGGGAUGAGUUUAGUGGGCAUUAUCAGCGUUCUAAUGUCGGCUCGCUCAUCCAACUCGUUCAGAAUCUCAGAGCCAAACAAGAAUCCAAGACCCUGGUAGUACAAUCAGCCGCGUUCCUCCUCCAGCACUGUCUCGAGGAAGCUUUGGCUACCGUGAAACGCAACCUUGCUUGCCUGUAUGAGCUGCGGUCACUUGCCAGCCAAGCAAAAGAAAGAGAGCAGACCACGCUCAAGCAGUCACUUGAGCGCAUCUGGCCCCCAUCGACCGCAUACACCGGCCAGCUCUCCAGGGAUGAGAUCAAGAUCUGGCGUCCAGCCUUGCCCGGCUCGCAGAGUGCCGUCGACGAAGCCAUGCAACAGACGGAUGAUCUGAUCGAGUCUACCUUUGAUACCAAGCUGCAAUGGUGGAAGCUCAUCUGGAAGGCCGAUGACGUUCGGAAGGAACUCGAAUCUGCGUGUGCUGGGUUUGCUGCUUCGCUCGAAUCGGAUCUCGCGUACGAGUCAGGUCGCCUUGCAACGCUUCAAGUCGAGAAAGUCCGGACGGCAAAGCAGCACCUCGUACAGUUUUGUCGUCUGGCGCACCAACUCGGGCCUAACAUCGCCUCCGCGUCUCGUGAUGUCGCAUUGCUCACCAACGAAGCCGAAGCAUAUCGUUCGACCAAGCUUCGCACCAUAGAGCCAUCCACCUUGAUGGAGCCUAUUCACCGCAGACGUGCACAGCUCUUGGAAACAGGUGGUCCCAUCGAUGUACUUGCCUCUAAAUCUCGGAAGCUCGCAGUGACGAGCUCGGCAGCCGUUGCGGUAACUGCCGCUGGAGUUGGAUCGGCAAGUGUGUUGGGUGCCUCGCUCGGUCUUGAUGCAUCCUCAGCAUCGCUCGCAUUAGAUCCCAGCACGGGUCUUGGAUUAGGUCUGUUGACACUCACCUUGGUAGGAUGGAGGAUGCAGGGUCAGUUUGGCAAGCUCCGUCGACAAUUCCGCAAGGACUGGCAGCGUUUCUCCGAGGGUUUAGACCAAGAUCUCAAGAACAACUUCGAGACAGUAUUACGCCAGCAGAUUAACGGACCAUCUGACUUGGUCUCGUCACGCAUUCUUUCUCUCACCCGAGUAUGGGGCAACAAUGUCCAACGACAGGAGAACCUCGUUAGGAGUGUCGCAGCUCAAACGCCCCAUCACGUUGACACGACGAACAAGGUCAACGCAGAAGCAAAGGCUCGCGAAUCACUCUGA